CCACCCGGUGCGCUCUCAUAACAAAAACGAGCGUUCCCGGUAGAGGAACAGCCGUUUUGGUCUUGUUUGAGCAGAAGCUCUUAGGAUAACACGCAGCUAAUUCUGUAUUUCUCCGUGAGAAGGGUCUGUCCUCACUGUUGUCUGCCUCACAGGUACAAUGGUGAACUGCUGUGGUCUGCUCACUGACAAGAAGGAACAAGUUCCUCUGAAGAGCAUUGAUGCUCAACUGGAGGUGAAGGACCAUGUAGCUACUCUGGUCUCCACUCUGAACUAUGAGAACAAGGAGGACAAACCUCUAGAGGCUGUGUUUGUCUUCCCUCUGCCUGGAGAUGCUGCUGUGUGUCAUUUCAGUGCUCAGAUUGGAAAAACACACAUUGUAGCUGAGGUGAAGGAGAAACAGCAGGCUCAGGAGGAGUAUGACGAUGCCCUGAGCUCCGGUCAGCAGGCCUUCCUGUUGGAGGAGAGUGAGCAGAGUCCAGAUAUUUUCUCUCUGAAAGUGGGCAGGCUGCCUCCAGGAGAGAGCGCCUCCAUCAGGCUGGAGUACGUCACUGAGCUGGCUGUGCAGGCUGAUGAUGGGUUGAGGUUCUGUCUGCCUGCUGUGCUCAACCCUCGAUACCAACCUCAGGGUAGUGAAGGUCCCAGUGUCCAGGUGACCUCAGUACCAGCCUCUCUGGUGCCCUACAGUCUGUCCUUUUCUGCCAGAGUGUCCUCUCCUCGUCCAGUUUCUAAAAUAGAGUCCAGUUGCUCUCUGGAGCCUCUUCAGUAUCUCAACGCUGAUCAAACUCAGGCCACGGUGAAGUUGGGUGGAGGACACAAGUUUGACAGAGACAUUGAGCUACUGAUUUAUUACAAAGACACCCACCAGCCCUCUGCUGUGGUGGAGGCAGGACAGGCCUCUGCCAAACCUGGCUCUCUGAUGGGUGACCCAGUGGUGAUGGUUAGCCUUUACCCUGAGUUCCCCCAAUCAGUGAUGUCAUCACUCGCCACCUGUGGAGAGUUUGUGUUCUUGAUGGAUCGAUCAGGAAGUAUGGGCUGCCCCAUGAACAACAACACACCGCAAGAAACUCGCAUUAGCAGUGCACGGGACACUCUGCUGCUCCUGUUGAAGAGUUUACCAAUGGGCUGCUACUUCAACAUUUACAGUUUUGGUUCCUCCUUUGAGCACAUCUUCCCUAAGAGUGUGGAGUAUAGUGAGAAGACCAUGGAGGAGGCUCUGAAAAAGGUUGAAAAAAUGGGAGAUGAUCUUGGAGGAACAGAAAUUCUUCAGCCUCUCAAACACAUUUACAGCCAAGCCUGCAUUCCCAAACAACCUCGACAGUUGUUUGUCUUCACUGACGGAGAGGUUGGAAACACCAAAGAAGUUACUGAUCUUGUUAAGAAGAAUGCAGGCUCCCACAGGUGUUUCUCUUUUGGGAUUGGAGAAGGAGCCAGCUCUGCUCUCAUCAACGGGAUGGCCAAAGAGGGUGGAGGUCACGCUCAGUUCAUCACUGGGGCUGACAGGAUGCAACCAAAAGCGAUGCAGUCACUCAAGUUUGCACUGCAGCCGGUUGUGGAGGACAUUUCUGUCUCUUGGGAUUUACCAAAGGGAGUGUCCGCCACCGUUCUCUCUCCACCCAUUACAGCUAUUUUUCAGGGUCAAAGGUCACUGAUUUAUGCUCAGCUAACUCUACAGAGUUCAGAGGAAGCAGAUGGCAGUGUGACAGUGAAGUACAGCCUGGCAGGUCAUCCCUCUCAUAGCCAGCUGCACUUCAAUCUCAAACCUGCAGAGGACUCUGGAUUAACAGUCCACAGACUGGCUGCUCGUACUGUGAUUCGCUCCCUGGAGUCUGAGGAGAGGACACAAAGUGAGCAGAAAGAUGAAGACAUGAAGAAGAAGGUGGUGGAGCUCAGUGUCCAAUCAGGAGUGAGCAGUUCUUUCACUGCCUUCAUUGCUGUUAACAAAGACAGCGGCGAGUCCGUUGAAGGACCUCUGGUGCGCAGAAAUGUCCCAACACCUUUCUAUGGAGUGAGCGGGAUGGCUACAGCUUGUUAUAGUUCACCACCUGGUAGAAUGAUGCCUCUCUGUGGAAUUGCACCAAUGAGAAUGAUGAGUCGUGUCCAAAGAUGUGCACCAAUGCUUAUGAUGUGUUGCGAUGCUCCACCAGUUUUGGCAUGUGAAAAUUUUGAUAUGCCACAGUCAUGUGACAUGCUACAAGAACUUCAGGAAGAAUCCAGUGAGCCAGAAGCUGUGCUACCCAGUAAAGACCCUCUGCUGCAGCUGGUGUCCCUGCAGAAAGCAUCUGGCUGCUGGAUGCUUGAUGCAAAUCUGGCUGCUGUGCUGGGAAAGACCAGCGAGCAAGUGGAAAAGGCAAAGCCACAGUCGGUCAACAAUGAAGUGUGGGCGUCCAUUCUGGCUCUGAUUUGGCUUCAUGGUUUUAAGAUGGAUGCAAAGGAGGAGUGGGAGCUUCUGUCUAUGAAGGCCGCAUCAUGGAUUAAAGCUCAAAACGCUCCAUGUGUGUCGGAGUGUGUUGAAGCUGGAAAUACACUGCUGGGUUGCGUGAAGAAAGAAGCUCUGGGGCUCUGAGGUUUACCGACAGGCUUCAGCUCUACUAUGGAAGCACCUCAGUGCAGGAAGGAAAACACUGAAGUUGUUGAUGACCAAGAACAAGCUUAGGACUUUAUUUUCUUUUUGCAAAAUUUAACCAAGAAUCUGCCAGCAUGCCUUUAGAUAUUUACACUAUAUGCAUAAAAAAGAAGCCAUGGAGCAUAGCUUUAUACUUAAACUUUCAGCAUAUGGAUUUUAACCAGUUUUACUGAAACAAUAUGUUCAUGUAAUAAAUGAAUAAAUGCAUAAAAAUAAAAAAGAAUGCCAAUAA
Molecule: messenger RNA, 2855 nt
Organism: Gambusia affinis (western mosquitofish)
Lineage: Eukaryota; Metazoa; Chordata; Actinopteri; Cyprinodontiformes; Poeciliidae
Product: von Willebrand factor A domain-containing protein 5A-like
Exons: 22
Coding region: 158-2563 (801 amino acids)
Source: RefSeq, a predicted model, not a curated record